AGGAUAGUUAUCCGUUCACCGGAGAAAGAAAACUCUCAUCCGGAUUAUAUCCCCAUCAACAGCCGCUUUAAAUGCGUGCAAGAGGCAGAAGAAACUUUGCUGAUUGAUAUAGCUACAAACACAGGCUGUAAGGUCCGGAUACAAGGUGACGAGACAGCGGAGCGGCUCUUUGAAAUCGCCGAUGAGGAGCGUUGCUUAGGAUUCCUUUCAGAAGUGCAGAGCAUACAGGAGGCCCACCUGAAAGCUCUUCAUGAACCUACGGACUUGGGCAGCUGGGAUCAGGUGGAGAAGAACCUCCCAGGCCUUUUGCAGACCCCUUAUUUGGGACGGUUGGAGGAUGACUUCAGAAUUCUAGGUAUAGAAGAGAAAACAUACAUACCAAACCACCAAACCGGGUUUCGCCGGGAACCCCCACCUCCUCCCGUGCUUCAAAAUAGGCAGUUUCACCGAGAGAGAGAAGGUACAUCAAGAGAGCAGCCAAAAGUGACCAACACUAUGCGCAAAAUGUUUUUGCCCAGUGCCCAGUCGGGACAAAGGGAACGCCUCAUCAAACACGUGAUUGCCAAGAGGGAGAAGGCGUACGUCGACCUUCACAACUUCAGAUUUUUUGUGGGCACGUGGAACGUGAAUGGGCAGUCCCCAGACAGCAGCUUGGAGCCCUGGCUGGUGUGCGACGCAGAGCCUCCAGACUUGUAUUGCAUCGGGUUCCAGGAGCUGGACCUCAGCACAGAGGCUUUCUUCUACUUUGAUUCUCCGAAGGAGCAAGAAUGGCUGGCUGCUGUGGAGAAGUCCCUGCACCCGCAGGCUAAGUAUGAGAAAGUGGAAAAGGUCCGUCUAGUUGGGAUGCUGCUGCUCAUAUUUGUUAGGAAGGAUCAGCUGAGCUAUGUCAGAGAGAUGGUGACAGAGACCGUGGGCACGGGAGUCGUGGGAAAGAUGGGCAACAAGGGCGGUGUGGCGGCGAGGUUCGUGUUCCACAACACGACCUUCUGCAUUGUCAAUUCCCACCUCGCCGCUCACGUGGAGGACUUCCAGCGGCGAAAUCAGGAUUAUAGGGAUAUCUGUGCUCGGAUGAGUUUCCUAAUCCCCGAUGAUAGUCUGUCUCAGCUCAGCAUCAUGAAACACGAUGUUGUCAUCUGGCUGGGAGACUUGAACUACAGGCUUUGUCUCCCUGAUGCCUAUGAGGUGAAAAGUCUUAUCAGUAGGAAUGAGCUUCAGAAAUUGCUGAUAUACGACCAGCUGAAUAUUCAGCGCGCUCAGAAGAAAGCAUUUUCAGAUUUCACCGAGGGAGAGAUUAAGUUCAUCCCCACAUAUAAAUAUGACUCUAAAACAGAUCGCUGGGACUCCAGUGGAAAGUGUCGCGUGCCUGCGUGGUGCGAUCGAAUCCUUUGGAGAGGAGAGAACAUAAAUCAGCUCCGGUAUUGCAGUCAUAUGGACCUGAAGACAAGUGACCACAAGCCAGUCAGCGCCCUUUUCCUCAUCGGGGUAAAGGUUGUCGAUGAGCAGAGGUAUCGGAAGUUGUUUGAAGACAUCGUUCGUUUAAUGGACAGAAUGGAGAAUGAGUUUCUUCCUUCGCUGGAGCUAAGCAGGAGAGAAUUUGAGUUUGAGAAUGUGAAGUUCCGUCAGCUGCAGAAGCAGAAGUUCCAGAUCACCAAUAACGGGCAGGUCACCUGUCACUUCUCCUUCAUCCCAAAGCUCAACGACAGCCACUACUGUAAGCCGUGGCUUCGGGCCGAGCCUUGUGAAGGUUACCUGGAGCCAGAUGAGAGCAUGGAAAUCUCCCUGGACGUGUACGUCAGUAAGGACUCGGUAACCCUUCUGAACUCUGGCGAGGAUAAGAUUGAGGAUAUUCUUGUCCUUCACUUGGACCGAGGGAAGGACUACUUCCUUACCAUCAGUGGGACCUACCUGCCCAGCUGCUUUGGCACCUCCCUGGAGGCCUUAUGCCGAAUGAGACGACCGAUACGAGAAGUUCCCGUCACCAAACUCAUUGACCUGGGAGAAGACAGCUUCUCAGAAAAGGAGCAAUCUGUCCUGCCCUUGGUCACCCUGGAGAGCAAGGAUGCCAGUGGGAUGCCGCUGCAGGUGCCGAAGGAGAUCUGGCUCUUGGUGGACCACUUGUUCAAGCAUGCCUGCCACCAGGAGGACCUGUUCCAGACUCCAGGCAUGCAAGAAGAGUUGGAGCACAUCAUCGACUGCCUGGACACCAGUAUCCCCGAGACAAUCCCGGGCAGCAACCACUCUGUGGCUGAAGCACUCCUCAUCUUCCUGGAGGCUCUGCCAGAGCCGGUGAUCUGCUACGAGCUCUAUCAGCGGUGCCUCGACUGGUCGCACAACAGCCGGCUCUGCCGACAGGUGAUUUCCCAGCUGCCUCGUUGCCAUCGCAGCGUGUUUAGGUACCUAAUGUUGUUCCUCCGAGAGCUGCUUAAAUACUCCGAAGACAACAAUGUCAGCAUCUCCAUGAUCACCGCCUUGUUCUCCAGCCUCCUCCUGCGCCCUCCACCCAAUCUGGUGGCAAAGCAGACUCCGCAGGACCGCCAGCGUGCCAUCAGCUUCCUCUACAGCUUCCUGUCUGCCGGGGAUGAGGAGUGACUCCUGCCCGUGUGCCAAAGCCGAGGCCCCUGCCCCCAGCCUUGCGCUGAGGCCGGGCCUCUGACAGCUCCAGGAGGGUAAAAGGCUCUAAGCUACUCCAAGUGCCGUGUUCACAGGUGGAAGGGACGUGUUCCCCUCUCCUUCCCGCUGCUCUACCCUACGCUGCAGAGGACCUGCACGCUCAUUGCACUGCCAUCCAUGACAGGAGCCUCCUGCUUUCUCCCUGGGAGCUGGGUGGAUCUGUUGAUACCCAAGCGCUGUGCCAGCAGCCCCAUCGUCCCACGGCAGUGUCACCAGUUCCCCGAGUCACGCUUCUCUCUCCUUUUCACCCCUCUCUCCCCGGAGCCGUUGCGGGGAAGGGUGGAGACUGCCUGUGCUCGCAGAGGGCUGUGGCGUGGCGGGCGGGCGCUCAGCCUGCGUCGUGUCCCAGUGGCUGCGUACGGACUGCGCUGGCGAGAGCCCCGCUCUGCCCCAGGCCGGCGUCGGGCACGUGCCACCCUCUGCCACGCCGCAGACCGAGCCGACCCUCCUGCCCCAUCACUGCGCUACAAAAGCUGGACCGUGGCUGCCCCAGGAGGUUAUCUGGACAUUUGGCCUCUUCCCUUCACUGGGGCGUUACCCCUCCCCUCCCUCCCGGGGUGUAAGGCUCCAGCACGCAGCUCUGUGCACUCCCAGCCCAGCGCCUGGGCCUUCCUCUCCUCUCUCCCUUCCCCUGUGCCCCAGCUUCCUCCUGGGACGCGGGGGACCGGGUGCUUGAGGGGCCCAGGUCGGGUAGGGCAGCGAGCUGCGCUCGGCUUCUCCAGGGCUGGGAGAGGUGGCAGUGGAUGCUGUCCUUCCCCUCCGCCCCGAGGUGCUGCCGGAGGGUACGGGCUGGGGGGAAAGGAGCCCAAAAUGCACCUCGAGGCCCAGAGGAGCGGCUGGGGGCGCGGGGGGGUG
This is a messenger RNA of Egretta garzetta (little egret), 3525 nucleotides long. It is a transcript of the gene OCRL, whose product is annotated as OCRL inositol polyphosphate-5-phosphatase. Gene Ontology annotation, biological process: phosphatidylinositol dephosphorylation; signal transduction. The annotation marks the transcript as partial. Gene Ontology annotation, molecular function: phosphatidylinositol-4,5-bisphosphate 5-phosphatase activity; inositol phosphate phosphatase activity. Gene Ontology annotation, cellular component: cytoplasm; membrane. The record is from RefSeq and is a predicted model, not a curated record. Lineage: Eukaryota; Metazoa; Chordata; Aves; Pelecaniformes; Ardeidae. The transcript is spliced from 22 exons.